Tachysurus vachellii is the source of this 6550-nucleotide messenger RNA. RefSeq names its product solute carrier family 6 member 8 (gene slc6a8). The record is from RefSeq and is a predicted model, not a curated record. Bases 727 to 2670 code for a protein of 647 amino acids. Gene Ontology annotation, cellular component: membrane. NCBI's taxonomy places the organism in Eukaryota, Metazoa, Chordata, Actinopteri, Siluriformes, Bagridae. Gene Ontology annotation, biological process: sodium ion transmembrane transport. The transcript is spliced from 13 exons.
ACCAGAACGAAGCGAGGAGAAGCAGCACCGCCCAUAGACAUACACUCACUGCACCGUUACACCUGUUAUUUCUGUAUUCGCGGAUAGAUCACAGACAAGACGAUGGUGUAGGCGAAAGUAGAUUUUUGUCUGCGUAAAUUGGUGAAUGUAAUUCCUUUACAUUGACCGGUUGGUGAGCGCGCAAGCGGCGCCCGGUUUUUCCGUCCCGACAACCGCCUCCUCUUCGAGAGAUACGUGCCGAUGCGAUUCUUCAGACUCACCUUCAAGUGUUUCGUGGAUUGUUUUUGAAGGUGCCCUUUGAAGUCGGUGAUAAUUUUUUGUUUCAUUUUUCGCGCGAUCCUCUUCCACAUCUUAUUUACGGUUAUUUCUGCGGACACUUCCCCAAGAAACCAGACUGAAAAAAAAAAAAAUAUAUAUAUAUAUAUAUAAAAACAAAAAUAUAUACAUAUAUAUUAAAUAAUAACAAUCUUGACUUGAUAAAUAUAAAAAAACGGACCCUUUAUUAAAAGAACAGUCAGAGGACCAGAUCCUGUUAACCCUUUAACAGAUUUGAACAGAGAAGAAGGACAUCUUGGUGUCAAUAAAGGAAACUGACACGAACCAUACAGAUAAAAAGGAACAAAGAGAUUUGGGAUUAUUUGCAAUCCCAGAGGCAUUGACUAAUUAUUAUUACAUUAUUUUUUUUUUUUUUUUUUUUUUUUUUUUUGGUGAACUUGUGUGUUUAGGAUGGACAAGAGGAAAACGAGCGCACUUGGCUCUAACUGCAGCGUGGUAGAUAUGGGGACGGAGAGCUGCGUUCUGGAGAACCCGGAGGAGAGGAAAGGCCACUUCAUUCCCAUCGGGAACCCCCAGGCCGCGACUGGCUCUAGGAUCAUCGCAAACGGCGAAAAGAAGCCCGUUCAGCCGGAGAGAGAGACAUGGUCCCGGCAGAUGGACUUCAUCAUGUCCUGCGUGGGCUUCGCCGUAGGUCUGGGGAACGUGUGGCGCUUCCCUUACCUUUGCUACAAAAAUGGUGGAGGAGUCUUUCUCAUUCCCUACGUUUUGUUUAUAUUCUUCGGUGGAAUUCCUAUCUUCUUUCUGGAAAUUGCUCUGGGACAGUUCAUGAAGGCUGGAAGCAUCGCUGUGUGGAACAUCGCUCCACUCUUUAAGGGACUCGGCUAUGCUUCCAUGGUUAUAGUGUUCUUCUGCAACACCUACUACAUCAUGGUCCUGGCAUGGGGUUUCUAUUACCUCAUCAAAUCCUUCACCAACAUACUGCCGUGGUCCACCUGCACAAACUACUGGAACACUGAGAACUGCAUCGAGUCCUUUCACCAGGACGCCUGUAAGAACGGCUCCAUCGGCAACUUCACCUUCCUUAACAAGACCUGCGCGGAGUUAGAGAACUCCACCUCUCCUAUCGUCGAGUUCUGGGAAAAUAAGGUGCUGCAUAUCUCCGCUGGCUUGGACACUCCGGGUCAGAUCAACUGGGAGAUGGCGCUGUGUCUGAUGGCUGUCUGGGUGAUGGUAUACUUCUCUGUCUGGAAGGGUGUAAAGUUUACAGGAAAGAUUGUCUAUUUCACUGCCAUGUUCCCUUAUGUUGUUCUGAUCAUUCUCCUGGUGAGAGGUGUGACCCUACCUGGGGCCUACAGCGGUAUCAUAUACUAUCUACAACCGGACUGGUCAAAGCUUAAACAUGCACAGGUCUGGAUCGAUGCCGGCACUCAAGUAUUUUUUUCUUAUGCCAUCGGACUUGGAGCCCUGACUGCUCUUGGCAGUUAUAACCGAUUCAACAACAACUGUUACAGGGAUACGUUUCUGUUGUCACUGAUAAACAGCGGCACCAGUUUCUUUGCUGGCUUUGUGGUAUUUUCCAUUCUGGGCUUCAUGGCUGCUGAGCAGGGUGUGGACAUCUCAAAGGUGGCUGAGUCAGGGCCGGGCCUGGCGUUCAUCGCGUACCCUAAAGCCGUGUCCAUGAUGCCUAUGGCACCGGUCUGGGCCGCACUCUUCUUCAUCAUGCUGCUGUUGCUGGGGCUGGGUAGUCAGUUUGUUGGUGUAGAAGGCUUUGUAACUGGCAUCCUGGAUCUGCUCCCUUCAAAUUUUUACAAGCGAGAAUUCACUGUAGCGAUCUCCUGCAUAUUGAGCUUUGUUAUUGAUCUCUCCAUGGUUACACAGGGAGGGAUGUAUGUCUUCCAGCUUUUUGACUAUUAUUCAGCCAGUGGAAUGACCCUGUUGUGGCAGGCAUUCUGGGAAUGCGUGGUUGUCGCCUGGGUUUACGGUGCUGAUAAGUUUAUGGAUGACAUUGCCCUUAUGAUCGGUUACCGGCCUUUCCCUUGGAUGAAGUGGUGCUGGUCGUUUCUUACUCCAUGUGUUUGCAUGGGAAUAUUUGCGUUCCAACUGGUGAACUACAAGCCUCUAACCUACAACAAGGUGUACGUGUACCCGUGGUGGGGGGAGAUGAUCGGAUGGUUCAUGGCUCUCUCCUCUAUGCUCUGCAUCCCCAUCAGCGUCAUCUACAAACUCAUUACAGCCAAAGGAUCUUUCAAACAGCGCUGGGAGUUUCUGACCAAACCGGUGUGGGGAGCGCAUCAUCUGGAGUACAUGGCACCUGAAGCGGACGCCAGAAGCCUGUCCUCAAUGUCCCCGGGAACUGAAGACAACAAGGUCAUCAUCUUCGAGAGCGGCAUGUAACCUUCAAGAUCUGGGGAUCCACCGUGGAGCCGAAGACAAGCCAAUAAUAAAGCUACCUUGAUUCUAAUUCCAAUUGUUUUACACUAACCUGAAUAAAAAGUUGUUCUACUAUAAACCGAUGACACCUACACGUCAUCGGGGAACAACUUCCAGGGUUGAAAUUGCUGCUUUUUCUAUUUCACUCCUCUAACUCUGUACGUUUUUCACAGCACAUUAUUAGCUUGUCGUCGGUUUUAAGGGAUUUAAGCGAGAUGCACAGCAGGAGAGGGAGUCUAGCUUGGUGUAGAUCUUUCUUACCAUCACCUCCUCAGGGCAGAAUUCCCACAAUCCUCCUCGUUCGGCCUGGCACAGGUAAACACUACUGAUCUGUGUGCCGGUUAUAUGAGGAGGAUACCCACAAUGGAGGAUGUCCAAUUAAACCUUCGCCCAGUUAGACGUAGACACACAGUUGGGUCCAUGUAUUGAAAUCUAAGGGCCAAACUAGUUUCUCUCUCAUUACAUUCUCCCUUCUUUAGUCUAACGUUAUAUAGUAUUACCUAGAAUACAGCGUAUUUGUGUAUAUUUAGGUCAGACCAAUAACGUAUCAUAAAAUACGACAAAAAAAGUGUUUAAAAUUCAAAUAGAAAAGAAAUAGUUGAUCAUUUGUUUUGUUUUUUUGUUUUUUGUUUUUUUUUAAAUCGACUGACCAGUGAGGUACGAAGAUCGUACAUGAAACAAUUCCUUUUAUUGUACAGUCUAUAGAGUUAGGAUUUGGUUUUUUUUUUGUUGUUUUUUUUUAUUGAAUGCGUCUGCAGAAAACUCACUUUACGUGCCAAACAGUAUACAUCCUUCUUCUCUUUGAGAAAAGAAGGUCUCAUUGCCAUAAAAGAUCCAGAUCUCACCUGCCGAAAUUUAGUUUUUGGUUAAGUAUUUGUAUUUUAUUUUAUUUUAUUUUUAUUUUAUUUUUUUUAUUUUAUUUUUUUUUGAUAAAACAGCAUCACUUCUGCAUUUUGCACAUUUUUUUAAAAAAAAAAUUUGUUUUAACUAACACUAAAUUCAGAACAGGCUUCAUUUUCCAGCAGAGACGACAAGAGCGUAUUUAACAUGCAAUGCACGAUCUGGAAAAUUGGCUCAAACAGCAAAAAAUUCUUUUUUUUACAAAUGAUAAAAUCUUAAUUCGCAAAUAUUCUAAAACACUAAAAUGUUUCGUACAAAUGUUUAUCGACACCCUUUAAUUUCUAAAAUUAGACUUUUAUUCUAUAUAAUCUAUAGAAAAUAAUUAAAAAAAAAAUUCUUUUAAACACAGAUGAUUGAUCGGUACGCAGACAUUUUAUCAUCUAUUCUAUCUUGUUUGGCUUUAAACUUAAAGCCUGUUAUAACACUCCUGUCGUGUAAUAGUACUGAAUAACAUGAAACCUGUUCAGAAGUAAUAUACGAUCCGAGUUGUCGGGAAAACCGUUGCCAAACUUUGCCUUUUAUUGUUCGUUUUAAUGUAAGAGCCCAUUGGUAUCUACAUGUAUAUGGGGAUAAACUGCACUGUGGGAAUUCUGCCCUCUUUACCUUACUCUAGUAUACAUUAGAAUGUAUACAAAUCUUUAGAAUGUAAAAAAAACAAAAACCAAAAAAAAACACAACAAAAGUAGAUGUUAAAUUUUAAUCGUAAUUUGAAUCUUUUUGUUUUACAUAACGUGAAAGAGAUCAGAGAUUUAUUUUGUGAAGGCUUUUAUUUUGCUGAUAUACAUCUGUUUAUAUAUAUAUAUAUAUAUAUAAGCAUAAAUAUACAUAUUGAAUAUCUGUGAGUUAUAUUUUAAAAGUUUGCUGCAGGAUGAAUUUUUGAUAGCGAUAUGACCGAGCAAAGGGAGUUAUUAAAGAUACGAUUGAGUGGCGUUACAGAGAAAUAUUAUACGACACUUCAUGCUGUCUAAGUAUCAAGCUCGUGUAUGUGUGUGUGUGUGUGUGUGUGUGUGUGUGUGUGUGUGUGUGUGUGUGUGUGCGUUUGCGUUAUGUGUUAGAUUUCAGUAUUUUCCAGCUGACCACCCAGGGACCAAACACAACAGAUAUGAGUCUGAUUCAGAAGAUACGAUUAACUCCUGUUUGAUAUUCCACUUAUAAUCACAACUCACAUACGCGAUCGUCUCAUCGUCCCUGUAGCUUUAUUCAUUAUAAUAGAUCUGAAAAAACAUCUCAGAAGAUACAGCUGAGUGCAAAAGUUUGUACACCCUCAGAUAAGUUAAAUAGGUGCUCUUUAAUUACACGAGUAAUACAAAUUUUAAAAAAAAAAUUUAAAUAAAAUAAAAAUAAGAUGUCUAUUGUCUAACCCUAACCCUUACUUAACAUCCUAUUCCUUGGUGAAUUGUAUAACUGCCUCCAACCCCUUUUUUAGCAAGGACACACACAGGGAGUGUAAACUUUCGCACUUCACCGUACCACUUUUGAUCAAAUAAUCCGAUCUAAGAGUCUCUAGGCUUCUGCACUCUUCUUCCCAAGAACUUUUCAUCAAACUGUAACCAGCGAAGCAAAUCACACUAAUUACACAUUUAUAGUUUUUUUUUUUUCCCCAAAUUUAUGUGUGUAUUGUAACAUAUGUAAGACACAAGCGAUGGAUGAAUCAGAUUAAAACCAGCCAGCAUUCGAAAGCACCUUUAAAGCAGUAUUUUCCCGAGAAACUUAGUGAGCUUAGUGAAACUGCCUGUAAUGUAGCUCGAAAGUGUAUCUGGGCCUAAAGUAUUAACCAGGCUGAAAAGUUUUCCCCUUUUUUAUUUGACAUACAGUCACACACACACACAGUAUGGCCACUUUAUUAGGAACAGUCACAUUCACUGAACCUCAUAACCUGCAGCUACAUGAUCGCCUAAUAAAGUGGUCUUUAUAUUCCAAAUAGAAAUUAAUCUGUUAAUCGUCCAAGUUAAGGAUCUGGUUCUCCUAUUCAUUCAAACAGCACCCUGGGAUGGUCAGCUGAUCAAAUUGUUGUGUAGUCAUUGUAUGUAGAGAAGUAAAGAAACAACAUGAACAUCACCAAAAAAAAAGGAAAAAAAAGGUGUUUUUGACAGUAGCUUUGUCCCAAAGACUUGCUCACUGCAAAUGAACCGCGGUUCGUUCUAGUUAACGUAGUACCGUAAUUGAGAAAGUUUUCUUUAAUCAAUAAAUUUUUACUUAAUGAACUGAUUAAUAAUUAAAUAGAUUAAAAAGAAUCAUUUGGAUGAUUUCAUCUAUAUUUUUAAAUGAACUUAAAAAACUAACUUUUACUCAUCUAUAUAUUGAACGUUGAUAAAGAACUAAAACUGUAAUCAAAAUCUAACAACUCAACAUAUGAUCUGUAUGUUUUACAAGUUACAUUAACCAGCAGUAAUUAGUUAUUGUUCUCCUUUUUUUUUUUUUUUUAAAUAAAAACUAUUGUUCUAUUAGAAAAGCAAUGUUUUAUAAAGAGAUUUUAUUGUGAACUCUUUUCAUAAAUCAACUCAUAGUUCAGACUAGUUUCAUAGUUCAGAUUCAACACUUUUGGCUAAAAUGUUUUAAACCUAAAUCCAGAUUUGUUCAUUUCUUGAUAUUAUAGAGCACAUGGUAUAUAAGCGGUAGCCAGAAACACUAAAGAUUUGGGUAAGGUUACUGUCUGAAAGAUUCUCUUUUUAACAUAGUUAACUUAGUGUUUAACUCUUUCAUUGUUGUGCUUUGUGACAUGCUGUGAGCUGUAACCACGGUCUUCCAUUCGUAAGCUGAAGUAGUAAUAACAUAACAACUCGUGCUGUAAAAGUCAUUUGCUCAUGCAGGAGUUGAUCACUGAUCAUUGAUGAUGUUGAUGUAUGAAGGGCUUCAUGCUUUAUACCACUGUGACUGUGUUCUGAAGAUCCGCUCACCCAUAUCGAAGCAACAACCGGCAAUAAACAAACUAACUCCAUGGCAA